Messenger RNA from Morone saxatilis (striped sea-bass), 2695 nucleotides. It is a transcript of the gene dgat2, whose product is annotated as diacylglycerol O-acyltransferase 2. The transcript has 8 exons. Gene Ontology annotation, biological process: triglyceride biosynthetic process. Gene Ontology annotation, molecular function: diacylglycerol O-acyltransferase activity. The coding region runs from base 241 to 1326 and encodes 361 amino acids. Gene Ontology annotation, cellular component: endoplasmic reticulum membrane. NCBI's taxonomy places the organism in Eukaryota, Metazoa, Chordata, Actinopteri, Moronidae. The record is from RefSeq and is a predicted model, not a curated record.
UACCCACCUGCAGGUCCACGGCUCCUCGGUGCAUUACUCAUACACUGCUCUGCUCCUGUCUCCGUGUCCGUGGCUCCUCCCCGCGCUCAUUAAAUGCCCGCUCGGCGCUGCAGCCGGCUGCAGUUGAACGAGGUGCUGACACAGGAACUGUAGGCCAUCAGGACUUGCAUCAUCCUGACAGCAAGCCAACAUCCAAGUUUUCUUUUUCGGGUACCCUCGCCGUCCAAACAAGCCCCAACUAUGAAGACUAUUCUUGCUGCAUACUCCGGCGUCCUCAAAGGCACCGGCUCCAGCAUCCUCUCUGCCCUGCAGGACCUGCCCACGCCAUUCUGGCCCUGCAGAUCCAAGAUGGAAAAACAUCUGCAGGUCAUCUCUGUGCUGCAGUGGGUCAUCAGCUUCUUAGUCAUGGGUGCUGCGUGCACUGUGCUGCUCAUCUACAUGUUCUGCACCGACUGCUGGCUGAUUGCUGCCAUUUACACCGCAUGGCUCAUCGUCGACUGGAACACCCCGAAACAAGGUGGCAGGAGGUCCUCUUGGGUGAGGAACUGGACAGUGUGGACAUAUUUCAGAGACUACUUUCCAAUCAGGCUAAUUAAAACCCACAACCUGCUGCCCAGCCGGAACUACAUAUUUGGCUACCAUCCCCAUGGCAUCUUCUGUUUCGGGGCUUUCUGCAACUUUGGGACAGAGGCCACGGGCUUCUCCAAGAAAUUCCCAGGCAUCAAGCCCUCCCUGGCAACCCUAGCAGGAAACUUUCGAUUGCCUGUCCUUCGAGACUACCUGAUGUCUGGAGGUAUCUGUCCAGUGAACAGGAACUCCAUUGACUACCUGCUGUCACGUAACGGGACAGGAAAUGCUGUGGUCAUCGUUGUCGGAGGGGCAGCAGAGUCUCUGCAGUGUGCUCCUGGCAUGAAUUCUGUCACCCUGAAGAACCGUAAAGGUUUUGUAAAGCUGGCCCUACAGAAAGGGUCUGACCUGGUUCCAGUGUAUUCCUUUGGAGAGAACGAUGCCUACAAGCAGGUGAUCUUUGAGGAGGGGACCUACUGGCGGUAUCUCCAAAGGAGGUUACAGAAGAUCUUAGGUUUUGCCCCAUGCCUUUUCCAUGGAUGUGGCCUGUUCUUCGGUAACACCUGGGGCAUUGUGCCUUAUUGCAAUCCUAUCACCACCAUAGUUGGGGAGCCGAUCACAGUGCCAAAAAUUGAGGAUCCGACUGAGGAGAUGGUGGAUCUGUACCAUGCAAUGUACAUCAAGUCCCUCCAGUGCCUUUUUGACAAAUUCAAGACCCGGUUUGGCCUGAAAGAAAGUGACGUCCUGCACAUCCAGUGAAAGGACCAGGGGGCCCUGUUGAAGCUCUGAACUGUGGCAGCAUCCUCAAAUACCCACCCGUCCUCCUUUCCCACCCUGUCUAUAUCCAAUCUUGGUGCCCGGUUUGGAUUAUUUCUGGACUGCAAACUCUGCACUCGAGCAUGUUUGCUAAAGAAAACCUUUGCUCUCUGCAUUGUUACACACAAACACACACACAAGCACUGUUCCUUCUCAGGAAAUGGCAGGUUUGAGAAUAGUCACCUCUCCCUGCUGCUGUCAUCAGGUUUAAACAGUCUUGGUUGGACAAAAUUGCAUCAAAUCUCACGUCAAAAAGUGUGCCUUUUUGUUGUUUCUUACAUUUCUCAAUGAAGGAAUCUUAUCAGUGCAGAGGGGGGUGAGUUCCACUAGAUGGGGCUGGAAGGUAACAUGCAGGACUGAAACGAAGUGCCAAUGUUUUCUUUCAUUUAUGCGUCCACGUAAUUCUACUUAAGCUCUUUAAGAUCCUAUAUGCUGAACGCACAAACAAUGCAAGUGGAAGGUACCACUUUAUCACUGGAUAAAAAGCCCAAAGAUUAAUUGAGCCAAAGACCUAUGUUGUCCCCACAGAUGCAUGUAUUUCUACUGCAUGAAAGCCAAAAGUGAAGGAAUUCUACAGGGUGGAUUUAUAUUGUGAACACACAAUAAAUGUGUGCCUGUGAUUGUAUAAUGCCAUAAAGUAUUAAUUGUAUUCUGUAGAGAGGAAGAAGCCUAUUGUUAGUGCCUGUCCCUCAAUGAAUAUUUCUGAUGCACUUUUUGUAUUGCUGAUUACCUUUGAUAUGAGAAUUUUCCAAUAUGGUGCUGCUUGGUUUGAUUUCCCUUUCUUGUCCAACUGGUGUCUGGAUGGGUUUUUUUUUUUUUUGUCCAUGCAACAAAAACCACAGUGAUGUAUUGUAUCUUCAAGUGUUUUGGAAAGUUUUGAGCUACAGAUGGAGAAGUUCUGAGGGUGGAAAUCCUGAUGUUUGAUGAACCUGGUAUAAAGUGGAUCUCUUUGUAUUCAUGCCAUUGGUGAUAAUUGAAAAGGAAGGGAUUAUACCGAUCUUAUUACUGGUAUUAUGUUAUGUUUGAGGGUGUCACUUGUACUUUUGUAAAAUAAGAGUAUGUGAGUAUAGAAUAUAUCCUGGGAAUCAUCAAAAUAACUAAGGUUGUGUCAAAUUGAUGGGUGGUAAAUUCUAAGAUUGUCAUUUGAAGAGCAAUUUCCUGUGGUUUCACCAUUGUGACUUCUUCUAAAGAGCAGUGUAAUCCAUGUGCAAUAAAUUUGCAAGGAAUAAAGAGUGAGACCUGUCUAUAUGACUAAUGGCAUCAUCUGUCUGCCAAUAUUUAAAUUAAACUUUUGUAUGUUUUCAGAAGGAGA